AUGAGUACACAGCGCGAUCGCACUACUUUAACCACUAAUGAAAAAAUUAUAGUUAUAUUAAUUUACAAUUACUUUCAAAAAAGUAUAUAUUACCAAAAUACUAAUCUUCGCAAGGAAGUUGUCUUGGCAACAGGAAUUGGUGAAAGAACUGUUGAUCAUAUUUUUGCUAAAUAUAAUGAAAAUAAAGAGCUUAAGCCACCUAAAUAUAAUCGUUGUCCACUUAAAGAAUAUCAAGCAGAAUAUAUAAAUGCAAUUCAUGACCUUAUUUUUUUAGCUAACAAAAAAGCAAUUGAAGUUGAAAUUGAUGACAAAAGUGAUGAUAAUUAUGAUAAAAACCUGGAUACUUCAGAAUCAGAUUUAGACUGA
Molecule: messenger RNA, 366 nt
Organism: Dentiscutata erythropus
Lineage: Eukaryota; Fungi; Glomeromycota; Glomeromycetes; Diversisporales; Gigasporaceae
Source: the annotation of a GenBank genome assembly